Molecule: messenger RNA, 2566 nt
Organism: Blastomyces dermatitidis ER-3
Lineage: Eukaryota; Fungi; Ascomycota; Eurotiomycetes; Onygenales; Ajellomycetaceae
Product: adenylyl cyclase-associated protein
Exons: 5
Coding region: 557-2143 (528 amino acids)
Biological process (GO): cytoskeleton organization; regulation of adenylate cyclase activity
Cellular component (GO): cytoplasm
Molecular function (GO): adenylate cyclase binding; actin binding
Source: RefSeq, a predicted model, not a curated record
AUUCAAUCUCAUCUACAUUUAUGAAGCGUCAGAAGCUGAUAUAUACACAUAUAGCCGCUCUACUUUGGGUAGUGCAAUGACUGACCGAUAAUGAACAUUCCCAACGUGCAGAAGUCGACAUUGCAUAGGAAUGUCAACUGCACAGCCUCGCGAUCUCAUCGGAAGUGCGUUGUAGUCCUGUGGACUGAGAGGAAGACUGAUGGGAGAGGGUGGGGUAAUAUUCGUACAGAAAUAUACUAAUUUUGUGGUGUGACUUGGUGGGACUUGACGGUAAUUGUCGUCACGCUCUGUCACCAGAUAGCUGACGUUCAAAGCUCCAACCUUAGCAUCGGAUAUCAACGUCUCCAACAUCGCAAACCUCCCUCAUCUGUUCACUGACCCUCCAGGCAGUAACUUAACAGCGCCCAUCGCCAGGCAGCUUUAUUUCUCAUCCUCUAUAUAUUAUCGUCCGGAGUCUUCGACUUUAUCCGUUAACUCAAAUUGUUUCGUGGGACGACCCCCUUUACUUAACACUUCAUCCACGCCUGAGCAUCGGGUCGCUCCCAAAGCACAUACAAUGACUACCAACCAAAUGAACAAUUUCACGACGCUCAUCAAGCGGCUCGAGGCUGCCACCUCUCGUCUCGAGGAUAUGGCAACCUCUCUCGAAGGUUCAGGUCCAGGCAGCCCUGCCGCUGAUGGGAUUGCAACAAGUACCGAUUCAGUGUCUUCAAAAACCGCAUCGAGUCCUCUGCCUCCGCCGCCACCCGUCGUGGAACCGCCGCCUCGCCAGAUCGAGGACUUCGAUGCCCUCAUCAAUAAAGAGGUGAAGAACUUUGUCGAGCUUAGUGAAAAGCUUGGGGAACCAGCCGGGGAACAGUCCAAAGCAAUCCUUCGGGCUUUCCAAGCGGAAAGGACAUACCUCUAUAUCGCACUGAAAGCCAAGAAACCAGACCAGCAAUCGCCAGACCUUUUAAGCGACCUACGCAAAGCUUCGGAUGAAAUCAAUAACAUCCGGGAAGCGAACAGGCCAUCUCCUCUUUUCAACCAUUUGAGCGCCGUGGCGGAAGGAGUGGUUUCUUUGGGUUGGUUCUUUGAGCCCAGACCCGCGGAAUUUGUUCGGGAAUCUGUAGCUGGUGCCCAGUUCUACGGGGACAGAGUGCUGAGGGAAUACAAGGGAAAGGACGAGCUUCAUGUUGCAUUUGUUCAAUCAUAUUAUCAGAUUUUCAAAUCGCUUGUUACCUAUAUCAAAGAGCAUUAUCCGAAUGGCCUGACAUGGAACAACCGGGAUGGAGUCGACGUAACGGUGGCCCUGAAACAGCUCCAAUCCGGUUCACCGACGGCAUCUGCGUUCCCACCACCACCACCUCCUCCCGCCGCUGGUGCAGGUGGUCCUCCACCCCCUCCUCCACCCCCCGCUAGUGUAGCCGCUCCGCCGAAGGCAGCACCGACUGGUGACAUGUCAUCUGUUUUCGAGCAAUUGAACCAAGGGUCCGCAGUCACCUCUGGUCUUCGAAAAGUCGACAAGUCUGAAAUGACGCACAAGAAUCCUGGCCUUCGGGCUGGUUCGCUUGUCCCUGAACGCGCCGAUUCAAGGACCGGUGUAACAUCCCCUACUUCCCGUGGCAAAUCGCCGGUACCAAGCAAAAAGCCAAAGCCCGAAAGCAUGCGUGCUAAGAAACCUUCGCGCAAGCAGCUCGAUGGUAAUAAAUGGUACAUUGAACAUUACGACAGCCCCAGCGACAUCAUCGAGAUACCCGCUCAACUCUCACACUCGAUCUUAAUAUCACACUGCAAUAAGGCGAUUGUCAAGAUCAAUGGCAAAGCGAACGCAAUAUCAAUCGACAACUGUACCGGCCUUUCCGUCAUCGUUGACUCUCUUGUCAGCAGCGUUGAUGUCAUCAAGUCUCCUAAAUUUGCGCUGCAGAUUGAUGGCGUAGUUCCAACUAUUCUGCUGGAUCAGGUCGAUGGGGCAAGCCUCUACUUGAGCCAGGAGAGCUUGAACACUGAAGUUUUCAGCAGCAAAUCCUCCAACGUAAAUAUCGUCGUGCCUCCCAAGGAAGGAACAGAUGACGACUCCAAGGAGCUGCCCGUUCCUGAGCAGAUCCGAACCGUUAUCAAAAAUGGAGCUGCCGUUAGUGAAAUUGUCGAACAUGCUGGAUGAAAUUCGUAAUGUAUGUUAUAAAGUUCCGCGAAUUAUUUGGCUAGCCAUAUAUAGCUUCCUUUCCCAACACUUUUUGUAUGUCAUGUAUCCAGCAAGCAGAAUUGGCGACGAAAGGCACAGUAGACCUUUCGCGGUUAGAUUAUCUAUUUCCAAGCGUUGCUUUCAUUCGGUCAAAUUCCUUGCCGGACUUUCCUCCUAUUGUAAAAGAGUUUUGAAUUUUACUAUCAACUAUGAUUCCCCCUUGUUCCCGCCAAGCUAAUUUGGUUGACAUGGAACCACUAUUAUUGUAAGUUUUCUCUCCCUCACCUAUCCACUGCGUAGCAAUGGCAUGGCGAAGGAACAUUUUGUCCCCGGAGAUGUCUACGUGUUAACCAUGCCUUUUACGUCCUCUUUGUUUUAAUUAGAGCCAGUGUAUCCCGUUGC